GCGGGGCCUGUGUGCUGUUUGUAAACACAGGUGUCGCGAGUUGUGAUUGUCUGUGCGUUCUCAUCCCAACCGCCGACUAACGGCCGCGGCGCGAGCCAGAGCGGAUGCCCAGUUCCUUCUGAAGUGGUGGAGGUUGGGCAAGUGGGACGGGAGCCACCGCUUCCAGCGGGAGGAACGAUGCCGUUCUUAGGGCAGGACUGGCGAUCCCCGGGAGGGUAUUGGGUGAAAUCUGACGACGGCUGGAAACGCUUCGAGUUUUACCGACGGGAGGAGGAAGAGGAGAGCAGCAGCAGCAGCCGCCAUCGGCGCCAACCGGAACUCGGACAAUUGCAGGAAGAGAGCCAGGAAAAUAGAAUUAUUGGGGAAGACUGUGAGGUGAUAGUGAAAAAGAGGAAGAAAGAUCACUUCAAUAACAACACAAAGACUCAGUACUUCUGUCAGGAAAAGUGGAUCUAUGUUCAUAAAGGAAGCACCAGAGAAAGACAUGGUUAUUGUACACUGGGAGAAGCAUUUAACCGCUUAGAUUUUUCAAGUGCAAUUCAAGACAUGAGAAGAUUCAACUAUGUUGUUAAACUUUUGCAGCUUAUAGCAAAUUCACAGUUGACCUCUCUAAGUGGAGCUGCACAGAAGAACUACUUCAAUAUUUUGGAAAAGAUCGUUCGGAAAGUGCUUGAGGACCAACAGAAUCCUCGACUAAUCAAAAACCUUCUUCAGGAUUUGGGUUCUGCUCUCUGUAUCCUAGUCCGUGAGGUGGGAAGGUGUGUCCUUGUUGGGAACAUUAACAUCUGGGUUUGCCGUAUGGAAACAAUUCUGAAUUGGCAACACCAGCUAAAUAAUCUGCAAAUUACCAGGCAAAUGAAUACCAGAACAACACUGAGUGACCUUCCACUUCACAUGCAGAACAGCAUCCUAUAUAGGUUUUCUGAUGGUCUGGAUAUUAUCAGUUUAGGUCAAGUGACUUCUACCCUGCACAUGCUCAGUGAAGAUAGACAUCUGUGGAAAAAACUUUGCCAGUAUCAUUUUGCAGAAACACAGUUCUGCAGACACCUGAUGCUGACUGAGAAUGGCUGUGUUGACUGGAAGCUAAUGUAUUUCACACUCCAAAAAUAUUGUCCAAAAAAGGAGCAAUAUGGUGAUGCCCUGCAGUUUUGUCGCCAUUGCAGUAUUUUGUUCUGGAAGGAUACAGGACAUCCAUGCACAGCCAACAAUCCUGAAAGCUGUUCUACACCAGUGUCACCUCAGCACUUCAUAGACCUUUUUAAGUUUUAAACAGAACUAUGUAUGCUUAAAAGAUUUUAUUUUCAAGGGACCCUCUUUUGUAGGCAAGCACUUUGCUGCUUUUCUUAUUCCAGUGCAAUACUCAUUGUUCUUCCUAUAAUUUAAGAAAAGGUUUUUAAAAUAAAAAACUGCAGAUGAAACAAUGCCUACAUUAGUGGAAAAAAAAUCAUGUAGACUUGUUUCCAUAAACAAUAAACACACGGCUCUUAGGUGUUUGCAUGGAGUUAAUUCUUAAUUUGAAAGCUUCAAUAAUGUUACAACUUGAGUUAAAGUGGAUAUUUUUGCACAGUGCUACAUCUAGUCUGAAAUGUGAUUUUAGUUAACAAAAGAAUUGCUUUAGCUUUUGUUUUAGCAGCCCGUGUUUAAGAUCCAUUGAGAUUGAUGCAAUCUAUAAUUUAGUGUACAAUAAUUUUAAAACAUAUAGCACUUUGUUAUGUUUUUAAGCUGUCUUUUGAAGAUAACAUUGGCCCUUACAAAGUAUUAUGUACGAUCAUUAUUCUUUAAGAUUCCAUGUGAAUGGGAUUAAACGAUGUUACUGCUUUGAAUCAUAAUACCUAAGGUAUGAUCAAAGAUGUAUUGCAAAUGUACAGUAAUUUGUAAAAUAAUCAUUCCAGCUGCCUAUAAUGUUACUGGUAUAAAAAGCUUAUUUGAAAGUAAAUAUUAUAUUCUUAUAAGCUUGUGGUGCAGAAUACACCAUUGCUGUUUAAUACUGGAAAAAUU
Molecule: messenger RNA, 1998 nt
Organism: Hemiscyllium ocellatum (epaulette shark)
Lineage: Eukaryota; Metazoa; Chordata; Chondrichthyes; Orectolobiformes; Hemiscylliidae
Gene: fbxo25
Product: F-box protein 25
Exons: 9
Coding region: 178-1269 (363 amino acids)
Biological process (GO): protein ubiquitination
Cellular component (GO): SCF ubiquitin ligase complex; nucleus; cytoplasm
Molecular function (GO): protein binding
Source: RefSeq, a predicted model, not a curated record